Jatropha curcas is the source of this 3285-nucleotide messenger RNA. RefSeq names its product SEUSS transcriptional co-regulator (gene SEU). The record is from RefSeq and is a predicted model, not a curated record. Lineage: Eukaryota; Viridiplantae; Streptophyta; Magnoliopsida; Malpighiales; Euphorbiaceae.
CUUGGCUUUUGUUUACUUUGGUCUAUGGCUUGUGUUUGGUAAAACGCAACACCAUCUACUCAGGCACAAAACCUAUUCAUUCCUUUCGCUGCACAAUAAGGACUUUGAAGUCUGCAGUCUUGGAUGUGGAGUUGAAAUGCUAAGUAGGUCCAGCUGUAUGCCUGCUUUAUUCUGAUUGGUUAUGUAAUUGUAGGCUUAUUUAAUUCAUGUUAUUUUAGAUCAUUGUAAUACUUAAAAGAGUGUUUAUAGAUUGUGAUUCUUGAUAAAAUGGUACCCUCGGGGCCGCCUACUCCAAUUGGUGGUGCCCAAUCUGUUUCUCCUUCACUUUUGAGAUCAAAUUCGGGGAUGCUGGGAGCUCAAGGAGGUUCUCUGUCUUCUCAAACUGCAUUCCCUUCAUUAGUUUCCCCACGUACUCAGUUUAAUAAUAUGAAUAUGCUCGGAAAUGUACCCAAUGUCUCCUCCUUCCUCAAUCAGUCUUUUGGAAAUGGGGGUCCAAAUCCAGGGCUUUCUGGUCCAGGGAGUAGCCAGCGUGGAGCUAUUGAUAGCGGGGCUGAAACAGAUCCACUUUCAGAUGUUGGUAGUGGAAUGGGUUUCAAUGCUCCUCCAUCUUCAUUUGUGCCUUCUAAUAUGGUGAAUCCUGGUCCAUCUGGUCAAGUUCAGGGACAGCAAUUUUCAAACCCUUCUGGCAACCAGUUGUUGCCAGAUCAACAGCAAUCCCAACAACUUGAAGCACAGAGUUUCCAGCAUGGUCAGCAACAAAUGCAACAGUUCUCUGCCCCUCAUAAUACACAGCAGGUGCAGCAGCAGCAUCAAUUUCCACAAAUUCGAGGAGGAAUAGGUGGCGUUGGGCCUGUCAAGUUGGAGCCUCAGGUAGCAAAUGAUCAACAUGGAGGACAACAGCAGCAGGCACAGCAGCUGCAGUCAUUGAGAGGUCUUGGUCCUGUCAAAUUGGAACCACAACAAAUGCAGUCUAUUAGAAAUUUAGCGCCGGUAAAGUUGGAACCUCAACAUUCAGAUCAGUCAUUGUUUCUACAUCAGCAGCAGCAACAGCAACAACAGCAACAGCAACAGCAACAACAGCAGUUCCUUCACAUGUCAAGGCAGACUUCACAAGCUGCUGCUGCACAAUUGAAUCUUUUCAAUCAGCAAAGAUUACUGCAGAUACAUCAGCAACAGCAACUUCUGAAAGCAAUGCCACAGCAACGGCCACAGUUACCACAGCAAUUUCAGCAGCAGAAUUUGCCUCUAAGAUCUCCUGUGAAACCAGUGUAUGAACCUGGGAUGUGUGCUCGUCGGCUCACACAUUACAUGUAUCAGCAACAGCACAGACCAGAAGACAACAAUAUUGAAUUCUGGAGAAAAUUUGUGGCUGAAUAUUUUGCCCCGCAUGCAAAAAAGAGGUGGUGUGUUUCUAUGUAUGGAAGUGGCCGACAAACAACUGGAGUUUUCCCUCAGGACGUAUGGCACUGCGAGAUUUGCAAUCACAAGCCAGGCCGUGGCUUUGAGGCUACUGUUGAGGUUCUUCCCCGGCUUUUCAAAAUCAAAUAUGAAAGUGGUACUUUGGAAGAGCUUCUUUAUGUGGAUAUGCCACGUGAAUAUCAGAACUCGUCUGGUCAAAUUGUCUUGGAUUAUGCAAAAGCAAUACAGGAAAGUGUUUUUGAGCAACUUCGUGUUGUUCGUGAUGGGCAACUGCGGAUAGUCUUCUCUCCAGACUUGAAGAUAUGCUCUUGGGAGUUUUGUGCUCGGCGUCAUGAAGAACUUAUUCCUCGAAGAUUGUUAAUACCACAGGUCAGUCAGCUUGGUGCUGCCGCUCAAAAGUACCAGACUGCUACUCAAAAUUCAUCAUCUAAUUUGUCUGUUCCAGAGUUGCAAACUAAUUGUAAUAUGUUUGUUGCAUCAGCUCGGCAACUUGCAAAAGCUUUGGAGGUUCCGCUGGUAAAUGAUUUGGGAUAUACAAAGAGAUAUGUGAGGUGCCUGCAGAUAUCUGAAGUGGUUAACAGUAUGAAAGAUUUAAUUGAUUACAGUCGAGAAACAGGGACUGGACCUAUGGAGAGUUUGGCAAAGUUCCCUCGGAGGACUAGCACUUCAUCUGGGUUUCAUAGUCAAGCUCAACAACCUGAAGAACAGCUACAACAGCAACAGCAACAGCAACAAGCAAUGCCCCAGAACUCAAACAGUGAUCAAAGCUCUGUCCAGGCCGGUGGAAUCCAAAUUGCUGCUAGCAAUGCAAUGUCUAGUGUAAAUAACUCCCUCAGCACAGCACCUGCAUCUAGUUCUGCAAGUGCUAUUGUUGGGCUUCUCCACCAGAAUUCUAUGAAUUCAAGACAUCAAAAUUCUAUGAAUAACGCUAGCAGUCCCUAUGGAGGAAAUUCUGUUCAGAUUCCAUCACCUGGUUCCUCCAGCACGAUGCCUCAGGCACAACCUAAUCCUUCUCCUUUCCAAUCACCGACACCCUCGUCUAAUAAUCCUACACAAACAUCUCAUGGUGCCUUAACAGCUGCAAAUCACAUUAACUCUACAAACUCACCAGCAAAUAUUCCCUUACAACAGCCUGCUCUUUCUGGCGAUGCUGACCACAGUGAUUCUCAAAGUUCCGUUCAAAAAAUACUCCAUGAAAUGAUGAUGUCCAACCAACUUAAUGGCACUGGUGGUAUGGUUAGUGUUGGUUCUUUGGGGAGUGAUAUGAAAAAUGUUAAUGGGAUUUUGCCAACAAGUAACAACACAGUUCUCAAUGGGGGAAAUGGCCUGGUGGGAAAUGGGAUGGUCAAUAAUUCUGGGAUGGGGGGUGGUGGAUUUGGCAACAUGGGCAGUGGACUUGGGCAAGCUGCCAUGGUCAAUGGAAUUAGAGCUGCAAUGGGUAAUAACUCUGUGAUAAAUGGACGUGUGAGUAUGCCAUCGAUGGUUCGAGACCAAAGCAUGAAUCAUCAACAGGAUUUGGGCAACCACCUGCUUAGUGGGCUGGGAGCAGUUAAUGGAUUUAAUAAUCUGCCAUUUGAUUGGAAACCAUCCCCUUGAAGGUUCUAUCAAUGAUACUGAUGUCUCAGUCCUUGAUUGUAGCUGCUUGUGCAGCAUGAGUGUGGGCAGAAUUUCGUGCAGCCCUGUGAAGAUGAUGACAUUACACGAAGGAAUAGUUUGAGGGCUAACUUCCCACUUUGUACUAAUUUCAGGAAAAAGUAAAACAUAUAGCAUAGUGUUCUAUCAAUGAAAUGUUAAAUCUUCUUCGAGUUGCUUCAUUUUCUUCUAAUUGUUUUCUUGAUUUAUGAUUCAAUACAGCCUCUUUUCUCA